This is a messenger RNA of Melitaea cinxia (Glanville fritillary), 5395 nucleotides long. RefSeq names its product zinc finger protein 28-like. The coding region runs from base 359 to 3640 and encodes 1093 amino acids. Gene Ontology annotation, cellular component: nucleus. The transcript is spliced from 22 exons. The record is from RefSeq and is a predicted model, not a curated record. NCBI's taxonomy places the organism in Eukaryota, Metazoa, Arthropoda, Insecta, Lepidoptera, Nymphalidae.
GACAAACUUUCAUUCCUCCUCCAUCGUGAAUAUGUGUAAAAAUGAUGAUAAUGUGAAGUAAUUACGUCUAAAAUCGUUAUAAAUAAUAAUUUACUAAGUGGAUAAUUGAUUUGUUGACAUUUUUAAAAAGUUUAAACUACUAUAACUUUAUUUGUGACUGAAAAAUUACUGUUACAAGGCUUGUUGAGAAAAUGUUAUUGUGUGCUAAGUUCUAUAAUGGCGGCCCGUCGCGUCCCCCGCGCCUCCAUUUCGAUGACAGUCAAAUUAUGACAAUGCCGAUACGUGAAAUUAUAAAAACUGUUUUGAUGUUAUAAAUUUUAAAAGUGAUCGCUAUUUCUAAUUUAAAAAAGGACUGAAAAUGAAUCCCGAUCAUCACAAUAUAAAUACGGGUGGUGGCCAACCCUCAGGCAAUUCGGAGGCUCAGAAUCAAAGAGUGCAAUCAUCACAGCAACAACAGCAGGGUCAAACCAAUAAUUUGACUCCGACAACAUCUGCUACUGACUUAAGAGUUAACUCAGCGGCGGUAAACGUUGCUUUGUCAAGCGUGGCUAAAUACUGGGUGUUUACAAAUUUGUUUCCUGGACCUAUACCUCAAGUUUCUGUGUAUGGCUUACCAACAGGUGCCAGAAUUGAAAAUGGAAAACCUGUUCAGGAUCUUGGUCAGGCACAUGCAAGCCUACUCAACGGAGAUCCUAAUAUAAUAUUAGGACAUACAGGACAACAACAAGUUACUGUUUCAGCAGCAGGGCAACAAAUACCUGUGUCUCAAAUAAUUGCUAAUCAAGCAACACAAGGACAUGAGUCGCUGGUGGCGCACGCGGACGGCGGCGCGGCGACGCAGGUAGCCAAUAAUCGGGUCGAGUUUGUACAACAUAACAUUGAUAUGGUAAAUCACGCCGUCACUCCUACUAGCGCGAAUGCUGGUCAUCACUCCCAACAACAUAUCAUGCAGCAACAGUUGAUGGCUGCUGCUCGUCCAGAACAUUCUAAUCAGCAGAUCCAGCUGACGGUCAGCGAGGACGGUAUCGUGACGGUGGUGGAGCCGGGCGGCAAGCUGGUGGACAAGGACGAGCUGCACGACCCGCUGAAGCUGCCCGCCGACAACACGCUCACCGUGCACCAGCUGCAGCAGAUUGUGGGACACCACCAGGUGAUAGACAGCGUGGUCCGCAUCGAGCAGGCGACGGGCGAGCCGGCCAACAUCCUCGUGACGCAGAACGCGGACGGCACCACGUCCAUCGAGACCAGCGCCGCCGAGCCGCUCGUCAAGGACGAGAAGGCCGGCGCCAAGCUCGAGGCGGCGCACUUCGCGCUGCCCGCCGACAUCAAGGACAUCAAGGGCAUCGACUUGAAGAGUGCAAUGGGGAUGGAGGGCGCGGUUGUCAAGAUAUCGACUGGAACAGAACACGAUCUUCACGCUAUGUAUAAAGUCAAUGUAGAAGACCUUUCGCAACUGCUUGCUUAUCAUGAAGUCUUUGGAAAACUCAAUUCUGAGGGCCAGCCACAAGCAAAGGUGGUCGGCGAGGCGGAGGAGGCGGGCGCCGGGCCCAGCGCCGCGCUGGCGGACGCCGAGGCGUCGCCCGGCCACCACGCCUGCGACAUCUGCGGGAAGAUAUUCCAGUUCCGCUACCAGCUCAUCGUUCACAGGCGCUAUCACGGUGAAAGUAAACCAUUUACGUGUCAAGUGUGUGGUUCUGCAUUCGCUAAUCCUGUGGAACUAUCAAAACACGGCAAAUGUCACCUUGCCGGCGACCCUGCCGAGCGCCAAGCGAAACGGUUAGCACAUGACAAACCAUACGCUUGCUCUACUUGCCAUAAAACAUUUUCUCGGAAGGAACAUCUAGACAAUCACGUCAGGAGCCACACUGGAGAAACGCCAUACAAAUGCCAGUACUGCGCGAAGACGUUCACGCGCAAGGAGCACAUGGUGAACCACGUGCGCAAGCACACGGGCGAGACGCCGCACCGCUGCGAGAUCUGCAAGAAGAGCUUCACGCGCAAGGAGCACUUCAUGAACCACGUCAUGUGGCACACCGGUGAAACGCCGCACCAUUGUCAAAUAUGCGGCAAGAAGUAUACUAGGAAGGAGCAUUUAGUGAACCAUAUGAGAUCACACACAAAUGACACUCCGUUCAGGUGUGAACUGUGCGGCAAGUCCUUCACGAGAAAGGAACACUUCACCAAUCACAUACUGUGGCAUACGGGUGAGACACCGCACCGCUGCGACUUUUGUUCGAAGACGUUCACCCGCAAGGAACACUUACUGAACCACGUGCGGCAACACACCGGCGAGUCCCCUCACAGGUGUAACUUCUGCGCGAAAUCCUUUACGCGUCGCGAACAUCUCGUCAACCACGUCCGCCAGCACACGGGCGAAACACCGUUCCAGUGCGGAUAUUGUCCCAAGGCUUUCACAAGGAAAGAUCAUCUUGUGAACCAUGUCCGUCAGCACACGGGAGAGUCGCCCCACAAGUGCACGUACUGCACGAAGUCGUUCACUCGCAAGGAACAUUUGACCAAUCACGUGCGACAGCACACUGGGGAGUCCCCGCACCGCUGCAACUACUGCGCCAAGUCAUUCACUAGAAAAGAGCAUCUUACUAACCAUAUAAGACAGCAUACAGGGGAGAGUCCUCACAAGUGCACGUAUUGUUCUCGCGGCUUCACGCGAAAGGAACAUCUCAACCAACACAUCCUACAACACACCGGAGACAUGCCACAUACUUGUUUAUACUGUUCCAAGGGUUUCUCAAGGAAAGAACAUCUUAUCACUCAUGUGCGACAACACACUGGAGAGACGCCCUUUAAAUGCACCUACUGUCCAAAAUCAUUCUCCCGCAAAGAGCAUCUAACAAACCAUGUGCACCUUCAUACGGGCGAAACGCCGCAUAAGUGUCCUUUCUGUACUAAGACCUUUUCGAGGAAAGAACAUUUGACCAAUCAUGUUAGAAUUCACACCGGUGAGUCGCCACAUAAAUGCGAAUUUUGCCACAAAACAUUCACUCGCAAAGAGCAUCUUACGAAUCAUCUCAAGCAACACACCGGCGACACACCACACACUUGCAAAGUGUGUUCUAAGCCAUUCAACAAGAAGGAACACCUUGUAGCCCAUAUGAGAUCACAUAGUUGUGGCGAGCGGCCUUUUAGCUGCGACGAAUGCGGCAAGUCGUUCCCAUUAAAAGGAAAUUUAAUUUUCCAUGAGCGAUCACAUAAUAAGGGCGCAAAUGCUACAAAUAAGUCGUUCCGGUGUGAGGUCUGCUCUAAGGAAUUUAUGUGUAAAGGUCAUCUAGUAUCGCACAGACGAACCCAUACCGAUGCCGUCGAAAAUGCAGCUAGUACAGAAACGGCGAACGAAGGUGAAGAUUGCGGGGACUACAUCAAGUGUGAAAAAGACACGACCGAGAGGCCCGAGAGAAAGCACGACACAAGAGCAUCAUCAGAGAGUAGAGCUUCUGAAACAAAUGCAGCACAAACUCAAACACCUUGCUCCACAGUCAUGCAAAUAUCUACCCAGCAAGUUCGAACUGGAACAGCUACUAGUUCAGCAAGUGUGCCUGCUGGCACUUUCACACACACAGCAAGCACCCAACACCAUACUGGUACAACCAUAGCUCAUCACCCAGUCACCGUGAACUACUAGCAUCAACCAACAACCUCGGAUUCAGAGGUCUCUGAUCCGUUAAUCCUGUUCAUUGAGAGCUGAUAUUCCUCAUAACAGGCAUAAAUCAGAAAAUAAUAAAAUGUUUACAGUUGUUUCAAUUAAAUUUGUUCUAUUCUUUGUGUAUCUUCUAAGAUUUAUAAACCACCAUAAGUGAAAUUAAGUACAAAUUUUUACAAUGAAAGCUAAUUGAUGUUUAAAUUUUCACUUGUAUAUAAAUCUGUGAAUAAUCCUCGUAAGUACAAAAAUCCUUAAUAAUUAUGGAUAUUGGUAUUGUAUGAUAAUAUGAUAUUAGUAUUCAAUAUUAAUUUGCUAUUUCAAGUAUUGAGGCUUAAUUUUUUUUAAUAUAAUGUCACUACAUCAUAUUAUAUUUCCUAGCACAAAGAAUAGUACAAAAUAAUAAAUCUGCUUAUAACAUUUUUAUAAAUAGAAGUGAGAUGAAACAAAAGAUAUUUUUCAGAAAUUAUCUGUAAUGUUGUAGAUGUGUGAGAUCUGUGAUUACAAUCACAGAUACAUAUUUAAAACUUGUAUUAUAUGUGUAAAUUAGUGUAAAAAUAAAAUAAGUCGCUAAUGAAAUUGAAUAAAUAGUACGCUGCAAUACAAUAAAUAUACUUAAUACAAACAUUGCAGUUAAUCACUUCAUGACCAUUAAUUUAUGUUAGUCUGAUAAAUAGUAUGACAUAAUCAUUAUGUGAUUUUAACUAGUGAUGUUGGUUCUAUCGUUUUAUAUUUUUUCUAAGAAACCAAUUGCAAGACAAAUCUAGUUAUUUUCAUUAGUUUUAAUAUAAUUGAAAUAAAUAACCGUGGUAUUCAUGUGUACAAAGGUUACCACAAAAAAAAAAUGUUUUCCUUAUAAUAAUGUGAAGGUAAAACUUAUCCAAAGGUGUAAAUUCAAAUUGGUGUCAUAUAAUUUAUUAAAAAUAUUCAUAAUACAUUCCUGAAUAACUGUCAAUCUUGUAAAAAAAUAUACGUGGUUGGUGUCGUUUUUCAUUUGAGUGUGUGUCAAAUCAACAAAAUGCAAAAACCCUAGUUGAAUGAUGAUAAAAUAUUUGAUGAGAAGGUAAAGGUAGAAGGUUCUAUUAGUUCUAGGACCUUUUCUUUUUAUUAUUUACAAUCUAUAUGGACUAGAAAGCAAAAAUUUAAUUCUCAGAAAGAUCUUGCUUUCUCUAAAGAAAAAUUAAUUUAUUUAAUUAAGAUUUAUAUAUUUAACUUUACUACUCUUAAUGGUUCUAUUUUAUAGUUAUUCUUUGCCAUUUAUGUACAGUACAAGUGUGAUAAAUCUAUUGUAUGUUAAGGGUAAAGAUUGUAUAGAUGUUACAUGGUGGAAUUAAGCGUAGUUCAGUCGGCCCACCAGUAUGAGAAGUGGUGUUAUAAUCACUUACAUGAUUACUGUAACACAGCUUAUUACUAAAAUUAGUGUGUAUUUAUGUGUAAAUAGUUAACACAUAUGUCAUUACUUGUUAGGGUAUGAUAAGGCUAUAUCAUUUAUGUUAUCUUGCUGAAUUAUCGAAAUAUAAUAUGUAUAUGAUAUUGGGAUUUCAACGAUUUUAAAUCGUUUGCUAUAUAAGGGUUUUUUUUAUUGUGUGAAUCAGAAAGUUAAAUCGUAUUCUAUGGUAGUCUCUUUGAUGUCACAUUUAUGUUUUAAAAUCUAACCUUUUUAGGUACAGUAGUAUAUGUAUCGAAAUCAUAAAUUAUGUUCAGUAAUUUGAUAUGAAUGAGAUUAAAAUAUGAAAGGAA